Messenger RNA from Aspergillus heteromorphus CBS 117.55, 1863 nucleotides. RefSeq names its product endonuclease/exonuclease/phosphatase family protein. The coding region runs from base 1 to 1839 and encodes 612 amino acids. Gene Ontology annotation, molecular function: catalytic activity. The transcript has 4 exons. The record is from RefSeq and is a predicted model, not a curated record. Lineage: Eukaryota; Fungi; Ascomycota; Eurotiomycetes; Eurotiales; Aspergillaceae.
AUGCGCGUGUUCACCUGCCUGGGCGCGGUCGCAUUGCUCGUGCAGACCGGGUUGGCGGUGACCAUCAGCGAGAUCAACGGCGACCGCUACAUCUCCCCCUACAAAGGCGAACACGUCUCGGGUCUGAAGGGCCUCGUGACAGCCAAGGGCAAGAGUGGUUUCUACCUUCGCUCCACGGAUGUCUCCUCCUCCUCCUCCUCCUCCUCCUCCUCCAACAGUCACACCUCCAACUCCGUCUACGUCUACGGUUCCCAGGGCGUGUCCAAGGUCGCGGUCGGGGAUAUCGUCACGCUGAGUGGAAAGGUGUCCGAGUACCGAUCGUCCUCCUCCUACGUCUACUCCACCGAGAUCGAGUCUCCCUCCGACAUCAAUGUCCUCUCCAGCGGGAACACCGUCACCCCCAUUGUCAUCGGACAGGACGGUCGCAACCCCCCCACGGAGCAGUACUCGUCGCUAGACAACGGGGAUGUCUUCAGCCUGCCGGGAGAUUCCAGCCAGCUGUCCAAUGCCAACCCCGUUCUCCGACCGACUGACUUCGGCAUGGACUUCUGGCAGAGUCUCAGCGGCGAGUUGGCCACCUUGACGGGUCUCGUGUCGAUAAGCAAGGCCGACUCGUAUGGCGAUACCUGGGUGACGGGCAACUGGCCGGUGACGGGGCGCAACGGUCGGGGAGGCUUGACCAUGCGCGCGAAGGAUGCCAACCCCGAAUCGAUCGUCAUCGGCUCGCCGCUCGACGGAACCAAAAACCCGACCAACAGAAAACUGGGGGACACGCUCGAGGACAUCACGGGGAUCAUCACGCAGGCAUACGGCUACUAUGCGCUGCUUCCGCUGACUGCCAUCAAGCAGACGGGGUCCAACUCGACGGAAGCGACCGCGACAACCCUCGUCUCGGAUGGGACCUGCCGCGCCAUCACCGUCGGGGAUUACAACGUGGACAACUUCUCGCCGGAUACAACCAGGAUGAGCGGGAUCGCCGAGCACAUUGCCAAGUACAUGAACAGCCCGACCGUGGUGUUCCUGCAGGAGAUUCAGGACAACAGCGGGUCGAAGGAUGACGGCGUCGUGUCGGCCAGCCUAACCCUGUCGCGACUGGCCAGUGCGAUUCAGGCGCAGGGCGGAGUCGCGUAUAAUUACACGGACAUCGACCCAAUCAAUGACACGAACGGCGGAGAACACGGCGGUAAUAUCCGGGUGGCCUAUCUCUACGACCCGUCAGUGGUUCGGCUGCGAGAUUACAGCCCCGGUUCCAGCACCGACGCAACCCAGGUCUUGUCGGGCGGCGCCCUGAGCCACAACCCUGGGCUGAUCGAUCCAGGAAACGAGGCCUGGGACGACAGUCGCAAGCCCCUCGUCGCUGAGUGGGAGACGCUGGACGGGCAGAACAGCUUCUACACCAUCAACGUGCACUUCACCUCCAAGUACGACAGUACGGGGCUGGAGGGCGACGAGCGACCGCCAGUCAACGGAUGGGUGGAGAACCGCGUGGAGCAGGCUCGAAUCGUUGCUAAAUUUGUAACCGCCCUCCUAGCUGAGAAGUCUGAAGCGAAAAUUCUCACGGGCGGGGAUUUCAACGAGUACGCGUUCGUCGAGCCGCUCGAGGUGUUCGCCUCCGAAUCGAAGCUGUUGGAUUUGGAGGAGGUGACGGGCAUCCCCGCCACGGAGCGGUACACCUACCUCUACAACCAGAACUGCGAAUCGCUGGACCACAUGUACGUGAGCUCGGCCUUGGCUGCGGGAGCCCAGAUGGAACACAUCCAUGUCAACACCUGGGUGUCCAGGGCCGACGAGCUGUCGGAUCACGAUCCUACAGUGGCGUUGUUCGACGUGUGUCAGUAGACAGACAGACAGACAGACAGACAG